This is a messenger RNA of Octopus sinensis (East Asian common octopus), 447 nucleotides long. RefSeq lists its product as uncharacterized. Lineage: Eukaryota; Metazoa; Mollusca; Cephalopoda; Octopoda; Octopodidae. The transcript has a single exon. Bases 1 to 447 code for a protein of 148 amino acids. The record is from RefSeq and is a predicted model, not a curated record.
AUGGGACUGUCAAAGAGCGAUAUUCGAGCAAUUGUGCUAUUCAACUUCAAAAUAAGAUGUAAAGUAGAUGAAACUGCUCGCGAUAUCAACGAAAUGUUUUGGGAGGAAAUGACCAGUGGGUGGUCACCUCGAAAAGGGUUUGAACGAUUUCGCUGUGGAAUCAUGAGUCUUGAAGAUCGUGAUAGCAGUGGACGUCCAUCUGUCAUCAAUGACGGUCAAUUAAAAACCCUCUUUGAGAAAGUUUCAGGUAAAGCCACUCGAGAACUAGUUAAAGAACUUCAAGUUAGCCAGAAAACUGUCUGCAAAACUGUCCGAACCCCAUGCUCGACAAAUGGGUACCACAUGAUUCGAAUGAAAAUCAGAAAGAGCGCAAAUAUGAAAUUUGUUCAUCAAUUCUUCUCCGUAAGUAGACGAUCCAUUUCUCGAAAGUAUUGUAACUUGCGAUGA